CUCCCUGGCUCGAACGGCCUUCGCCUCUACAUCGUCUCGAGCAAUACCGUCAUCAUCUUUCAGUGUCGACGCAAGAGGCAUAGGAAACGCGUCAGUGGCACCCACCAGUUCCGGGCCGGCUUAUCUCGCGCGAGAAGCCUCUCGUACGGUUGAGUCUUCGGCUCUUACGGACUCAGCCAGUCAGGGCGCUCCGCUCGCAGCAACCACGGUGCUUCGAAGCGUUCCGCACGCCGACAGCUGGUGAUCGGAUUCAGAACGGUUCGGCGGUAUGGCGGGGGUCGGGCGAAGGACGCUCUACCGCAAAUCGGUCACGGACGACUAUCUCAACAGCACACCCGAGCCGGGCGAGAACGAGGAGAUCGUGCUGGCGCAAGCUCCCCGAGGCUCGAACAUUAUCGAGAUCAUGCUGGCCAAUGGAGAACCAUCGCUGGCGCUCCUCCCCACGAGAUUCCGCAAGCUGAUCUGGGUGAAGCGGGGGGACUACCUCAUCACUUCCACCUCGGCGGGGGACUUCGAAACAAGCGCAGGGGAGACGGGGAAAGUGAGACAUCGCGUGGAACACAUCCUCAACAAGGACCAAAUAAAGCACCUCAAGAAACGGGAGCUCUGGCCGGCGGACGAUGCUUUCGGCGGGGCUCUGCUUGCUGCGGGGGCGGGGUCGAGCGGCCCUAGAGACGGCUGGGGUGACGCGGUCGCCGACGGCGGCGGGAGCAGCGAUAGCGGUGGUAGUAAAGGGAUGGGUGCCGCCGCGAUAGAAGAAAAAGGCAAUGGUGGGGGGGAGGUCGCGGCAACGGCAGCGACCGCAGAAAAGGAAGUCGGUUCCGGUGUCAAGGUUGGUGGGGAUGGGGCAGGAGAGGUCCCGAGCGGGGCAGGGCGUGGUGAACAAGAGGGUGACGAGGAUGAAGAGGAGGAGGAGGAGGAUGACAUGAGUGAUUUGUUCGUUAACAACAACAGGGCGGCUAUGAUGCGGCUGCGGGUGGACCACGAAGAUGACGAGGAAGACUCAGAUUCUGACUCGGAUGAGGAAUGA
Molecule: messenger RNA, 1030 nt
Organism: Ectocarpus siliculosus
Lineage: Eukaryota; Phaeophyceae; Ectocarpales; Ectocarpaceae
Source: the annotation of a GenBank genome assembly